Rubroshorea leprosula is the source of this 1100-nucleotide messenger RNA. NCBI's taxonomy places the organism in Eukaryota, Viridiplantae, Streptophyta, Magnoliopsida, Malvales, Dipterocarpaceae. The record is from the annotation of a GenBank genome assembly.
AUCCCCACAAACCAAACCAGAGUUCAUAAAUUUUUGGUUUUCUUUCGAGAUUCCCUCAUGAAAUUGAUUUCCUUUUUCGUUCAAAUCUUCUUCUUUUAGUAUUAUUGUAACCCCCCAAGGCUUCAUUCGUUCUCUGUCUCCAUCAAAAAACCCAAAAAGAAAGGAAUUGGAUUGACAUCCAUUCCUUUAUAAUUUCGCAUUUUCCACGCCACAACCUAAUCAGAAUUUGGAUUCCAGGUCGAAUUUCUCCUCUUUCCUUCAGAAAGGCAUCUUUUUUCUCGUUUUUAAUCUUGACCCAAUUCAUUUGUUGUGCUUGUUCUUCGUCUUUUGCGAAGAAUUCGAUUCCUGAUAGCAGCAACAUCGACAAGGAGAAAGACCCAGAAAGCAAAACCAUGAAAAUCCAUCCGUUGCCCAUGAAAAGGAACAUCACCAUCCAGUUUGACGUGAACCCAUCGACGAAUAUGGCCCAAGUGCAGUCCUUUCUCACCGGUGGGUCCCACAAGAAGCUCCGAAGGCUGCCCCAUAUCUUCAGCAGGGUGCUGGUGCUGCCCUUUAGGGCGGACGCGGAGGUGGAGGUGGAAGAGAGGCCGGAGUGCUUCAAGUUUGUGGCGGAGACGGAUGGUAUUAGCGACGUGAGGGCUCAGACGGUGGAAAUCCAUCCUGGGGUCAUCAAGAUUCUGAUUCGCCCUGGCAGUCAUGUUGAUUUUACUUCGCUUGAUGAUUUGGAGUUUGAUAUGUGGCGCUUCCGUCUGCCGGAGUCAACAAAGCCGGAGCUUGCCAGUGCUGUGUAUGAGGAUGGAGAGCUGAUUGUGACGGUGCCAAAGGAUGCUGUCUACGAAGACGUUGGUGGUGGUGAAGGUAAUGGGGAAUUUAGAGGAGGUAUGGGAAACGAUAAUAAUAAUAAUAAUAGGCUCGUUCUUGUACAAUAAUAUAAUCUUGGUUUGCUUCAAUUGCAUGUCGUUUCAAUUUAGCUUGCAAGAACUGUUGUUGCAGAGCUUACAUUUUCUGUACUAAUUUCUCUGUUAUUGAAAUCAAGCAAGAAAUGUUCUGUUCCAUGAUGGCAUGAUAGCAUUUUGGUCUAAUAAACCAUUUUUUGACAU